AUGUUGUUCGCUAUCGCAGGAUUGUGCUUCCUCCUCGCGAACGUGCUCGGUGAUUACAGUUCUCCAACGCUUGAUAAGUGCCUCACUUACAAGGCAAACAACAAUUGGUAUAAGGAGUUCCAUCUAUACUACAACCGGAAUUUGGAAUGGGACGAUGAGCUCUCGAAUGAUGCUUGCAAUGAGCUGGUGACUGGAGUAGAGUAUGGUGCUUACGCUCGGUACAAGUCAGAAAAGUCUUUCGACGAUAACAGCGUAUCAGUUGACAAGGUACGAGCUACUUUCUUCGCUGGACUAAAACAAGAUAGAAGUAAAGUGGAAAUGGUGAAGUCCUUCAAAGCAGGGAGGAAAUAUGGAUGCAACGGCAAGUUCGAUGGUAACGACCUGACAGUUCUGUGCCUCUAUGAGCCUUGA
Molecule: messenger RNA, 411 nt
Organism: Cooperia oncophora
Lineage: Eukaryota; Metazoa; Nematoda; Chromadorea; Rhabditida; Trichostrongylidae
Source: the annotation of a GenBank genome assembly